Messenger RNA from Glarea lozoyensis ATCC 20868, 2400 nucleotides. RefSeq lists its product as uncharacterized. Bases 1 to 2400 code for a protein of 799 amino acids. The transcript has 2 exons. NCBI's taxonomy places the organism in Eukaryota, Fungi, Ascomycota, Leotiomycetes, Helotiales, Helotiaceae. The record is from RefSeq and is a predicted model, not a curated record.
AUGGCGCCACCAAGAGCAUCAAAUGUCGACCCUGCGACCGGACGCAAGAAGCUGAAAACGUCGGACCUGCCCCUCACUUCCGCGACGCGGACUUCCAUUGAUCAGCUCGCGCAUCAGUAUAAAAAGAAAGGGCAAUAUGACUCUCUACGGAAGGAUAUCUGGCAAAAUCUGCAGGCGGAUGGGUUUGAAAGCAAAUUCAACGAGUCGCUGUUAAGAAUCGCUGAAGCAGAAGUCGAAAAGAAUCCAUCUUUACUUAGAAUGGAACGAGCAAAGGCUGAACAGUUGAUUGGUGGAGCUGUUCUACGUACAUCUAUCUACCAGGAUGCCGAAGCGCAAAUCGAUGCUUUGUUAGACAAACAUAUGGCUGGUAUUGAGUCGGGCAUACGGGCUCUACGGGCUGAUGAUAUUGGACUAGAAGCUGCAGAAGCGGAACGCAUUAAGGGUAGCAAGACUGAUGCGCAGUACGAGGAGGAGUUCAAACAGAGACGAGACCAAAGGGAAGAGAAGAGAAAAGAGGCUCUCCAGAAACUCAAGGAUGAAGAAGAAGCCAAAAGAAAGGCGGCUAGGGAUAAGAGGAGGGAACAGGAAAAGAAGGAAGACGAAGAGAGGCAACGGAGACGGGAGGAGCGCGAGGCUAGGCGCAAGGCUGAGCAUGACCGCGAAGAAGAAAAGGAUCGAGCCAUGCGUGAAAGAGAACGCGAGCGAGAUCGUGAGAGAAUCCGAGACAGAGAUAGGGAUUAUGGACGGGAACGUGACCGUGAUCGUCACCGCGACAGAGAUGAUAGGGAUAGAGUUCGAAGACGUGAGAGCCAUUCACCACGACGAGCAUCGAUUUCUACCAGAGACGCUAAGCCAGCCAUUUCUUCGAAACCAGAGCUUUCAAAAGAGGAGGCGGAGCGAAUUGAGCAGGAGGCUCUCAACGAUUUGUUAAAAGAAAGUAAAAGGACUUCACAGCGUUCGCGACAUCAAUUAGAAAUCGAGAUCGAUGAAAGCCUAGCCCCACCACCUCGAAAGACCAUGCCGGCUUCAGCUAUCAUACCUAUUUCUCGGGAUUCACCUACAAAGAGCACAGAAAUCAAGAAAAUACCUACAGCUCCAAAAGCAGCUCGUGUCGAUGCUGAUGGAUUCAAGACACCACUUCCAAAAUCCAAUGACAAGACCGAGGAUUCAAGACUAGAGAGCCGUGAGAAGCGUAGCAGUCACAGAAGCCGGAGCCGAGACCGAGCAUCCAGUCGAAGGUCCAGGAGCAGGAGUCGUCGCCGUGAUAGCAGGGAUCGUGGGUCAGUCCGCUCUGCAAGAAGAGACAGCCGCGAACGGGAUAGAUCUACUAGAGUUCGUCGUGAAAGCCGGGAUCGAGAUGAACGUCGGAGGUACGUCAGCCGCGAUACAGAUAGAAGAGAUAGAGAUGACAGGGAUCGUCGUCGUAGAGAUGACCGUGAUCGGUCAAGGUCGAUAUCCCGUACAGAUAGAAGACGAAGCUGGCGAUCGCGUAGUCGCAGUCGUGAUAGACGCGACAGGGAAAAGCCAUAUCAUUUAAGCCCUCGUCUCACCAAAGAUGAACUCGAGGCACAGAAAACCAAAGCCAGGGAAGAUCGAGAAAGGGAUUCGCGAGAGUUUGCGCUUGCUAGGUCAGAGAAUGAAAAUCUGAGCUGGAAUGAAUGGGAGAAAGCACGCGAUAGGAAGAAGCAAGCUGCUGCAGUAGAGAAAUCAUCGCCGGCCCCAUCUACAUCGGUAGCAACGCCUGCAAAGAAAGACGGAAUACCAACGGGACCAGCGAAAGACAUUGCUAGAGCGGCAGCCGCUGCUUCGAGGAUGAACGACGUAAAACCCAGAGAUGAGCGAGCAAAAGACGAACAUCACAAGGACGACCGCCAUGAUCCCCGAGAUGACCGAUCCAAAUCUGACCGCCCCAAGGAGGAACGUCGCGAUCCUAGAGAUGAUCGUACGCAUGAUAGACGUGGCUCCCGAGCGGACAGAAGUAGAUCAAGACCCCCGACAGGUAGGAGAGGUAGCCGCAUAGAACGCUCCACAAGCCCUAUUAAUAUUGAUCGCUAUGUCCCAGGCGCCACGGAUCGACGAAGCAGUACUGUUCGCGAACGAAGUCGCGACCGAGACCGUGAUCGCCGGCCGAGAGACGAGGAGAAGCGGAAACGUUCGAGAUCUAGAUCGCGUAGACGGGAUCGUAGUCGUGAUAGGGAUCGCAAGAGGAGCCGGAGUCGAGAGACUUAUGAGAGGAGGGAUAAAAGGGAUCGGAGUCGUGAUCGCGAGAGAGAUAGGAGACGGGAGAGGAGUAGGAGUCGGGAUAAGGAGAGGGAGAGAGAUAGGGAUAGGGAUAGGGAUAGGAAGAGGAGUCGGAGUCGGGAGAGUAGGAGGGAUGAUAGGAGGGAGUCUAGGAGGUAG